This is a messenger RNA of Mytilus californianus (California mussel), 639 nucleotides long. RefSeq lists its product as uncharacterized. NCBI's taxonomy places the organism in Eukaryota, Metazoa, Mollusca, Bivalvia, Mytilida, Mytilidae. The transcript has 2 exons. Bases 73 to 639 code for a protein of 188 amino acids. The record is from RefSeq and is a predicted model, not a curated record.
GUCCAGAAUUCUGAACUUAAUGGAGCUAUUAGCAAACAAACGAAAAGGGACAAAAAGAGGGAAAAAAGAAAAAUGAAGAAAGAAGAGAAAUUACGAGAGAAAAUAGCUAAAGAAGAGGAAAAGGUUGUUCAGUUGUACUUUAUAAGGGUAGACAAGAUUAUGAAAAGGUACACAAAGGGUGUGAUAUUACAACGGAAGCAGGAAGUAAAGAGGAGAAAGCAGAUGGAAAAGACGGAGAGAAAAGCUCAAAAGAUGUUGGAGAAAGAAAUGAAGAGGAUGGAGAAAGAAUGUGUACAAAAUGAAAAGAAGAAAAAGGCCCAAACUAUAGUUGUAAAGGAAAAACACAAUGAUAUAAAGAAAAGCAAAACAAAGAAGGAGACAGGGAAUAAUAAGGGUCAUGAGAAGAAAGAGGCUCAAACUAUAGAUUUUAUAGAGGCUAGACAAAAUGGUAUGAAGAAAAGCAAAAAAAAUAAAGAGGCAGAGAAAAACAUAGAUGAACAGAAGAAAGAACCCCAAACUAUGGAUAUUAAGAAGGAAAACAUUAAUAAAAUGGGUACCACCAAUGGCGGAAAGAAAAACACAAUUUCAGCAAACAUUCAUGCAUUUUUUCGAAUCUUUUCUUGUAAUAAACGACGAUAA